Messenger RNA from Spea bombifrons (plains spadefoot toad), 13105 nucleotides. It is a transcript of the gene FRAS1, whose product is annotated as Fraser extracellular matrix complex subunit 1. Gene Ontology annotation, cellular component: membrane. The transcript is spliced from 74 exons. Gene Ontology annotation, molecular function: calcium ion binding; protein binding. The coding region runs from base 318 to 12371 and encodes 4017 amino acids. NCBI's taxonomy places the organism in Eukaryota, Metazoa, Chordata, Amphibia, Anura, Pelobatidae. Gene Ontology annotation, biological process: cell communication; homophilic cell-cell adhesion. The record is from RefSeq and is a predicted model, not a curated record.
ACCAGGUCCACCUUGCACCAGUUCACAUCUGCCACCUGAUCCAAACCCAACUUCUCUGCUGGACACAUAUACUCAGGCGAAACCCUCCCUGUAGAGGUACAUUGUGGAGAGGGCUUCUCAUUUAGGAGCCUGGUUACUGUAAAGGACCCGUGCGGCCAAAAUGCAUGCAGAAGGAGCUUUGAUGAGGGUGCUGUGAUUUGUGAUUGCUGCCCACCAUCCUCCAGCCCACUAUGGCCACAGACUUUUGAAUCCUGUGAUCGGCGAACCAGACUGGACGUUCACAGGCAACAAAGUGACCUUUGGAUAUUAACCUGUUAAUGUUUGGGAAAUUAUCUAUCUCGAGAAUGGAUUACACGAGACGGUGGCUUCCAGUGUCAGUGGUUUUCCUGGGAUUCACAACACUGUUUCUUCAAUCAGAAGGUGUCUGUGUCCACCAGGGCUCCUUGUUUGCGAACAACACUGAGUGGAAGCCGGAGUCAUGCUUGGACUGCACUUGCCACGAUGAUAUUGUGGUGUGUGAAAGCGCCAUUUGCAGAGACCCCCAAUGUGACUUCGCAAAGGGAGAAAUUCUCCGCAUUGAACAUAACAAGUGUUGCCCUGAAUGUGCUUCAGGAAGUCAUGGAUUUUGCCAGCACGAAGGAACAGUCCAUGCUCACGGUACUCAGUGGACAGCAUCAGAAUGCACUGUGUGCUCAUGUAUGAAUGGGAAAGUUACAUGUGCCCCAAAGCCUUGCCUGAACGUAAGAUGCCAGCGAGGAGAAGUUGAGCACCUUGCUCCUGGAGAGUGCUGCCCUACGUGUGUGGGAACCGGAGAUUCUUGUUCUCUUGAGGGACACCAGUUGCAGGAUGGAGAGGAAUGGCAGCUUAGUCAAUGCUCUAAAUGUACCUGUAGGAAUGGCUUGACGGAGUGCUACACCGUCUCAUGUCAGCCUCUGUUGUGUGAUAAGGAUGAAAUCCUAGCUCUCAUUCCUGGAAAAUGUUGUCCAAAGUGCCUUCCAAAAUCCUGCACCAUAUCUGGAAUCAAAUAUGAGCAUGGAGCACAGUGGAAAAGAAAUGACUGCAGUACGUGUAUGUGUGACAAAGGAGAUGUCCGAUGUCAUACAAAAACCUGUUACCCUCUUACAUGCGACAAGGGUCAGACGAAAAUACGACGGCCUGGACAAUGUUGUGAAGAGUGUGUUUCGUCUAAGGGAAGCUGCAUGGUGGAAGAUUUAGUCAGGUACCAUGGAGAACUUUGGAAUGGAACAAACUGUGAUUUCUGCAUGUGUGACCGAGGCAAAGUCCUCUGCCAGAAGGCACAAUGUGCAAAAGUAGAAUGUUCAUGGGGUGAAGAAUUGGUUCAUUUUGACGGGAAAUGUUGCCCAGAAUGUGUAUUAAGUACCAGCUACUGUAUCUACAAAGAACACACAGAAGAGUAUUUUCUUUCUGAUAUGGUUGGAGUAAAACAUUUGAUGAACGGUGACAAGUGGAGCAGAGGUCUGUGUGACGUGUGUGAGUGCAAAAAUGGCCACGUGACCUGCUUCUCGCCAUCUUGUCCUACAUGCCCAGUUGGCACGCUAGCUGUGAAUGUGGCAGGAGAGUGCUGUCCGCAAUGCAAGCCAGAACAGUGUCACCGAGACUGCUUAACCUGUUCUCAGUCUGUUGACUAUUGUGACAUCUGCCGUGACGAGGCCCGGUUGCUGCAGAUGGGACGCUGCGUGUUCAGCUGCGACCCUGGAUUCUAUGUUGAUGGGAAAACAUGUCGAGCGUGCAAAGAAACAUGCUCCGCUUGCAAAAAUGGCUUUGAGUGUACGUCCUGCGCAGCACCGCUCCUCCUGGAAGAUGGUCAAUGUGUGACCUCCUGUAGACAUGGGUAUUUCCAGAACCACCUUGUCUGUGCAGCGUGUCACGAAUCGUGUGCCGCUUGUCGCGGACCAUCAAAAGCGGACUGCUUGAGCUGCAAGGAUCCAUCACGGGUUAUGCGUAGCGGGUACUGUGACUCCAGCUGCGGCCCAGGAUUCUACGUGCAGAACGCAACAUGCGCAGCUUGUGAUCCUUCAUGUGAAACGUGCUUGGCCGAUAACAGUAGAUGUUUAACCUGUGCCCGGGGCAGAAUGUUUUACAGAGGGAAAUGUGUUCUGGAAUGCCCCGAGGGGUAUUACAUGGACGUCGCAGGAUUGUGCACAGCCUGUCACAAGGAGUGUGCAUCGUGUUCUGGACCCCUGGCUAAUCAGUGCACAUCCUGCCUACCACCUCUGACCUUGCUGAAAGGCCAAUGUCUAAGCAACUGUGGAGAGGGAUAUUUCUCGGAUGGCAGUCAUUGCUAUGCCUGCCAUCCAUCAUGUCGGACCUGCUUAGGCCCGGAAGUGUCUCACUGUACAAAGUGUAUGAAGUCAGAGGAGUCCCUUCAGGCUGUACAGCUCUACAGAGGAAAGCCGUACGGGACGUGUCACACGCAUUGCAAGCCUCAGUUUUAUGUGGACAUCAGUAGCGAAUGCCAAGAGUGCCAUUCUUCAUGCCAAAGCUGUGCAGGAGAAGGCCAUUUAAACUGCACAGCUUGCUCUUCUCCAGAUGUUCUGUAUCAGGGGACAUGCUUGAAACAGUGCCCUGAGGGCUUCUACAGCAAGGAUUCUGCUUGCCAUGCAUGCCACCCAUCUUGCAAAGAUUGCAGUGGCCCUACAAGUGCAAAUUGCCGGUCAUGCCACCCCCAUGCUGCUCUCAUUGAUGGAACUUGCAAGACCACCUGCGCAGAAGGACAGUACCUAAACUUAGUAGGAUAUUGCGUGGAUUGUCACCCUCAGUGCCAGUUGUGCGUCGCCAACCUGCACCACACGGGCAGUGUUUGCUUGAAAUGUCCGUAUUCUCGGUACUACCUUUGCGAAGAACGAUGCGUCCCUGAGUGUCCUGCUGGAUUUUACGCAGAGGGUCGGACCUGUAAACGCUGCCACCCCUCCUGUAAAGGCUGCAGUGGGCCCGGAGUGACCUCUUGCUCUUCUUGUGGAAAAGGCCUUGUUUUGUCUCACAAUGGCAUGUGUCUUCAGUCGUGUUACCAAGGCUACUACAGUGAGGGCAGUGUUUGUAAAGCCUGUAACAGUCAGUGCUUGACGUGUGACUCUGCAUCGGGCUGUACGGCUUGCAAGGACCCAGGCAAGGUUCUGCUGUUCGGCGAAUGCCAGUAUGACAGCUGCACCCAGCAGUACUAUUUGGACCACAGCGCUGGAACAUGCAGAGAAUGUGAUUGGAGUUGCAAUGCCUGCAAAGGCCCUCUCAAGACUGAUUGCUUGCAGUGUAUGGAGCAGUACGUUCUACACGCCGGAGGCUGUGUUCAGCAAUGUCCACCCUCUUUUUACAAACACGGGGAGAUGUGCCAAGAAUGCGGUGAACACUGCCUUAUCUGUGAUGGACCUAAUCAAUGCAGCCAAUGCAAGGCUCCAUUCUACCUAUUGAAUGGACAGUGUGUCAGUGAAUGUGGGAAACAGCAUUCAUCAUCCCAUGCUGAUCGCAAGUGUCUAGCUUGUCCCCCUGGUUGCCUGGAAUGCGAUGAAGCCAUGAAGUGCCGAUUUUGCACCAACAAGAUGUUUUUAAAAAAUAACCUGUGUGUCUCACACUGUGGUCGUGGUUUCUCAAGUAAUCAUACAAGCAGGAGGUGCGAAGUUAAUUCUCACGCUCCUAUGCUUCUUGUGAAUGGGUCAGUCACAGUAGGUAUUGGUGAAGACACACCUUUGGAUUUGACCCUUAUGAAUGUGCAAGAUCAGGACACUGAGUACACCAGCCUUGCAUUUCAUGUGGUGUCCCCUCCUAACAAUGGGCGACUGGUAAAAAUGUUACAUGGCAAAGAAAUUCCCCUUAACAAGGACUCGCAGUUCAGCUGGGAGGAUUUGAAAGAGAACAGAGUGAGGUUCAAGCACAGCAAAGAAAAGUCUAGGAAUGGCUUUUUUUCAGUUAAAGUCAGUGAUGGGCAGCUCUCCUCGCAGCCACAAUCAAUCAAUGUACAAGCUAUCUCAACAAAGGCAACAUACGUCAUUAGAAACAGUGGUCUCCUGGUUGGCAGGGGAGAGACAGGGGCUAUCACAAAGUCUCUCCUAGACUUGAGAGAUGAUGACAAUCUGCAGGAGGUGAUGGUAGCUGUUCUAGAAUCUCCAAGGCAUGGUCGUCUUGUUAUUCCUCCGGGGAACACUCCCCUCAACCAGUUCCGCCUGGAUGACAUUAAAAAUGGCCUUCUGCACUAUGUCCACGAUGGUUCUGAGAGUCAGUCAGAUGUCAUUCUUUUCCAAGUGAAUGAUGGAUACAACUUUAUUAAUGUUCUUUUCCAUGUCAAGAUUACAGAAAAGUUGAAAGGAGGGCUACAACUUGUAUUGAACGCUGCUGUGUGGGUGCCAGAAGGAGGAAUGCUUCAGAUAUCCAGUAGACUUCUGCAAGCAAAAGUGCCUGGUGCCCCUGACUCAAAUGUCAUCUAUACAAUCACAAAUGAACAGCCAAGGUUUGGCGAAGUGGUGCUACUGGUCCCAAUGCCUGCUGAUGGACCUGCUGAUGGCUGGCAGAGACUGCCUGACGGAAGGCUGGCUACACCCGCCACAACCUUUACCCAGCAGGACAUUAAUGAGGGGCUUGUGUGGUACAGGCACUUGGGACCCCAGUCACAAGGGAGAGACUCCUUUAGCUUCCAGAUUUCCAGUACAGAAAGUACCCAGGCCACCCAGGACAGACAUGUGUUCAACAUUGGUAUUUUACCCAAUCACCCUGGUGCUCCUCAGCUAUCUCCUGGAUCCUCUCUGCACAUGACGGCUCUUGAAGACCGUGUGACAGUGAUUGGAUCCCAUUAUCUUUCCUUUGUUGACACAGAAAGCCCGAGUGAUAAAAUAGUCUACAAUAUAACGGUACCCUUACAGCCGCAUGAAGGCAUCUUGGAACAUAAAGAUAAACCUAUGUCCUUUGUAAGGCACUUUACCCAAGCAGAUAUUAAUCAGGGAAAUAUUGCAUACCGGCCACCUAGAGCCGCACCGCACCUCAGCGAGAUUAUGGACUUCUCUUUCACUGGUCUUCCGGGUUCUGUGAGCUUCUUCUUUACAGUGUCAGAUGGGGAGUUCACUACACCUGAGAUGCCAUUCACCAUCCAUUUGCUCUCCACUGAGCAGCAGCCUCCUGUGUUUCAGAUUUCAUCCCCGUUUCUUGAGGUUACACAGGGAGGACGAGCUCCCAUCGGGGUACACCUGACCGUGACAGAUACAGACACGUCACCAGAAGAUCUGUUUUAUGAGCUUGUUGAACAACCCCGGCAUGGCCUGUUAAUGAAGUCUGAAGCCGGCGUACAGAGCGCUAUGAACGCAGGUGAUACAUUCACAUACGAAGAUGUCAACAGAAACGCACUAUACUAUGUGCACGGAGGCUCGAGCACGACAGAAGACAGCAUGGAGAUUGCAGUGACGGAUGGUAUCACCUCCACCACAACCCUUUUGAGGGUGGUAGUGUCACCUGCAAAUGAUAAUGGACCACGUCUUGUUCCAGGCACUUUGUUGGCUAUAACCGUGACCAGCAGAAGCUCUAUUAUUAUAACAAGGUCCCAUCUCGCUUACAUGGAUAAUAAUUCUCCUGACUCCAAGAUCAGAAUCCAGCUGGUCUCUCUACCCAUGUAUGGCCUUCUUACCAAGGCUGAACCUGGAGAAGAUGCCGAAGAGUUGUCAGAAUUCUCUUUUUUUACUAUGGAAGACAUAGACAAACAGAAGAUUAAAUAUUCUGCAAUAACCGAAACUGAGAGUCAGACUGUCACUGAUACAUUCCACUUCACUGUCUACAAUGCUGACAAUGUCCACCUGGACAACCAGAUGUUUACUAUAACUAUUACUGCAGCCACCCAGCAGCUUCCUAUCAUCCGGUCUGGAGAACAGAUAUCUGUGGAAGAAGGAGGGAGGAUUCUCCUGUCACCUCGCUUGAUAAUAUCCCCAGAUGCUGCAACUACAGGAAGGCAGCAGAAAAUUCAGAUAAUCAGUGGGCCAAAGUUUGGUUACCUUGAAAAUAUUAAAAAUGGUGGACGUACUUCUGUGGCUGGUCAGGUGGGUUCAGACAGUUACUUCCUGUUUCAGGAUUUUGCGGAAAACAACAUCUAUUAUGUACAGAGUGUCCAUGAUAGUGUUGAGCCCAGUGGGGACUUCUUUAGUUUCUACAUAACAGAUGGAACUAGCCAGACUGACGUCCGCAACAUCAGUAUUAUCAUACAGGGAAAGAAUGAUGAGCCUCCACAGAUCUCUACAUUGCCGCUCAGGGUGUACGACAACACAGGAGCAGUGAUAAGAAACACGUGUAUAAGUGUCCAGGACGUUGAUACUCCUGACAAUGAACUCAGGUUCAUUGUAACCAAAUCACCUUUCCAUGGAUACCUGCGAAGGAGGCAGUUCUACUCUGAACCCUUGGACAACGGACGUAUCCUGUCCCAGGGAUCCUCUUUUACCUACCAAGACGUUUUAGACGAACUGAUUGUAUACACCCCAGAAAGCAUGGUCAAACCUUCAGACGAAUUCCGCUUCUCUCUCUCAGAUGGCCAGUACACAGAGACUGGAAGGGUAGAGAUUUCUAUUGAGCCACAGAGAAAAGAACCCCCAAGACUAGCUACAAACAGAGGCCUACAGAUCUCAGCAGGUUCAGUGGCUACAAUCACUGAUCAACAUCUAAAGGGAACAGAUGUUGAUUCAGAUGAUGCCAAACUCCGGUACGUCAUGAAGAAGGACCCAGCUGUGGGGAAACUACAGAUGUCAAGAAACAACAACCCGGUCCAGAUUUCAGUGAAGGGACCUAUCAGUAGCUUUACACAAGUGGAUAUUAACAAAGGAUUUGUUCAGUACAAGCACAUGAAAGGACAGCCAGGAGGAAGCUUUUCUUUUAAGUUUGAUGUCAUAGAUUCUGAGGAGAAUAAGCUAAUUGACCAGUCGUUUUACAUAAGUAUUUUAGAAGACAAACUACCUCCAUCCAUUACCACCAAUAAAGGACUCACGUUGGACGAGAACUCGGUUAAAAAAAUCACCACACUACAGCUCUCUGCCACGGACCAGGACAGCGAACCCAGGGAUCUCCUGUUCCGCAUAACUAAGCAGCCCAGCCUUGGUCACCUGGAACAUCUCGGAUCACCUGGCAUGAAAAUUAGCAGCUUCAGCCAGGCGGAUCUAGAAUCUCGAAGCAUCCAAUACAUCCAUACCAGCGCUGAAGAGAAGCACUCCGAUGAAUUUACCUUUGCAGUUUCUGAUGGUGUCAAUGAGAUUUCACAAACAUUUUAUAUCACUAUAAAUAAAGUAGACGACUCCCUGCCUGUGGUUCACAAUGCUGGAAUGCGAGUGCAGGAAGGCGUCCGGAAAACCAUCACUGAGUUUGAAUUGAAGGCGUCAGAUGCGGAUACCGAGGCAGAGACUGUCACAUUUACCAUUGUUCAGCCCCCUCGCUUCGGAGUUAUUGAACGUACGAGUAAUGGUCAGAGUUACCGCCAAACCACCACAUUCACAAUGGACGACAUCUACCAGAACCGAAUCAGCUACAGCCAUGAUGGCAGCAACACCCUCAAAGAUCGGUUCUCUUUCACAGUGUCAGAUGGGACCAACCAGUUCUUCAUUGUGGAGGAAGGAGAGAAAGAGAUCGUGACAGCAGCUCCCCAGAGGUUUAAGGUAGACAUCCUUCCGGUGGAUGAUGGAACACCAAGAAUUGUCACUAACCUAGGCCUUCAGUGGUUGGAAUACAUGGACGGCAAGGCUAGCAAUUUCAUUACCAAGAAGGAAUUAAUGACUAUAGAUCCAGACACGGAAGACAAGCAGCUGGUUUAUGAAAUAUCGAGUGGGCCGAAUCACGGAUAUUUGGAGAACAAACUCAAGCCUGGUGUCUCUGUCAGCACAUUUACUCAAGAGGAUAUAAACCUCGGGCUUAUUCAGUAUAUUCUGCACAAUGAAAAGUACAAAGAAACAAUGGACAACUUUAAGUUCCUAGUGAAAGACAGUAAGCCUAAUGUGGUCAGUGACAACAUGUUUCAUAUCCAGUGGUCCCUGAUUAGCUUCACACAUGUUAGUUACAACGUGAGUGAAAAAGCAGGUACCAUCAGCGUUACUGUAAAAAGAACUGGGAAUCUCAAUCAAUAUGCCAUUGUACUAUGUCGUACAGAAGAAGGAACCGCAAAGUCCAGCUCCAGUGUGGGGUCGAGGCCGGGCCAGCAGGACUAUGUGGAAUAUGCAGGCCAGGUACAAUUUGAUGAAAGAGAAGACACCAAAGCUUGUACAAUCAUUAUCAAUGAUGACCAGGUAUACGAAAACAUAGAAAGUUUCGCAGUGGAGCUCAGCAUGCCUGCCUACGCUUUACUGGGCCGCAUCACUAAAGCUGUCGUCAACAUUAAUGACACCGAGGAUGAGCCCACCCUGCAGUUUGAUAAGAAGAUGUAUCGGGCCAAUGAGAGUGCUGGUUUCCUUUCAGCGCCUAUUGAAAGAAAAGGUGAUCCAGGAAGCAUUGUUUCGGCCAUUUGCUAUACUAUUCCAAAAACCGCUAAAGGCAGCAGCCUCUACGGAUUAGAAUCCGGCUCAGAUUUCAAGUCCAGGACAAUGUCCAACGAGAACCGCAUCAUUUUCGGGCCUGGCGUUACCAUGUCCACCUGUGACAUCAAACUAAUAGACGAUAGUGAAUAUGAAGAAGAAGAGGAAUUUGAGAUAGCAUUGGCUGACACAUCUGAGAAUGCUCGGAUUGGAAACAUAGCAACAGCCAAAGUUGUUAUUGAAGGACCCAAUGACGCUUCCACUGUCUCCCUUGGAAAUGCCACCUUCAGUGUCAGUGAAGAUGCAGGCUCUAUAGAGAUUCCUGUUAUUCGUAGUGGACCAGAUCUUUCUGUUCCCACUUCUGUGUGGUGUGCCACUCGCCCAUCAGACCCACCAUCUGCUUCUCCUGCGAUUGACUAUAUCCCAAGUUCCAAGAAGAUAGAAUUUGGGGCAGGAAAAACAGUAGAGUUCUGCACUCUGACUAUAUUGGACGAUGCUCAGCAUCCGGUGAUUGAAGGUUUGGAGACGUUUGUGGUUUUCCUUAGCUCUGCACAUGGGGCACAGCUUACCAAACCAUUUCAAGCAACAGUUGCCAUUAAUGAUACUUUUCAGGAUGUUCCCAGCAUGCAGUUCAGUAAAGAUGUCUUGAUGGUAAAGGAGAAAGAUGGAGUACUGCAUGUCCCUGUCAUACGUACCGGAGACUUGAGUUACGAGUCUUCAGUUCGUUGCUACACUCAGUCUCAUACAGCUCGUGUGAUGGAUGACUUUGAAGAAAGAAGAAACUCUGAUGAUUCCCGGCUGACAUUUUUCAAAGGAGAAAAAGUGAAGAACUGUACUGUAUUUAUCAACGACGACUCGGUGUUCGAGCCUGAAGAGCAAUUUAGGAUUUAUCUCAGCAAUCCUCUUGGAAGUCACUGGAGCGGAGCCCGAAUUGGGAAGAGUGACAUGGCUACAAUCACUAUUUCAAAUGAUGAGGAUGCCCCUACAAUUGAGUUUGAAGAGAGCACUUACCAAGUUCGAGAGCCCCAGGAACUUGACGGAAUAGCCACGCUUAAUAUAAAAGUGAUCAGAAGAGGAGACCAAAACAGAACUUCAAAGGUCCGCUGUAGCACAAGAGAUGGAUCUGCCCAGUCUGGGGUCGAUUACUACCCAAAAAGCCGGGUUCUUAAAUUUAGUCCUGGUGUUGAUCAUAUCAUCUUUAACGUGGAAAUUCUGUCUAAUGAAGACAGGGAGUGGCAUGAAUCCUUCUCAUUAGUUCUUGGGCCAGAUGAUCCAGUUGAAGCUGUGCUUGGAGACAUUACCACCGCUACUGUGACAAUCCUCGACCAAGAGGCAACAGGAAGCCUGAUAUUACCAUCACCCCCUAUAGUUGUAUCAUUGGCCGAUUAUGACCAUGUAGAAGAUGUCACCAAAGAGGGGGUGAAGAAAUCCCCAUCUCCUGGGUACCCAUUGGUGUGUGUCACACCAUGUGAUCCACACUUUCCCAAGUAUUCUGUGAUGAGGGAGCGUUGUGAAGAAGCUGGCAUCAACCAGUCUACUAUCUUAUUCAACUGGGAAGUGGCAACACCCACUGACUCCAAUGGCGCUCGAUCUCCUUUUGAAACAAUCACAGACACCACACCUUUCACAAGUGUCAAUCACAUGGUCCUGGAUAGCAUUUACUUCAGCAGACGAUUCCAUGUCCGAUGUGUUGCCAAAGCAGUGGAUAAGGCCGGGCAUGUGGGAACACCACUGAGAAGCAAUAUUGUCACAAUAGGAACAGACAGUGCCAUAUGUCACACACCGGUGGUGGCAGGGACCGCAAGAGGAUUUCAGGCCCAGUCUUUUAUUGCCACUCUGAAAUACCUGGAUGUCAAGCACAAAGAGCAUCCCAACAGGAUCCAUAUAUCCGUACAAAUCCCUCACCAGGAUGGGAUGUUGCCGCUCAUUUCCACGAUGCCGCUACACAACCUGCACUUCCUGUUGUCCGAGUCUGUGUACCGACACCAGCACGUAUGCUCCAACCUGGUCACCAUUCGUGACCUCAGAGGUAUUUCAGAAGCGGGAUUUUUGGAUGAGGUAACAUAUGACAGCAUAGCGGUGGGUCCAGGAUAUGACCGGCCAUACCAAUUUGAUCCCACCGUGAGAGAGCCAAAGACUGUCCAACUGUACAAGCACCUGAACCUCAAGAGUUGCAUUUGGACAUUUGACGCAUAUUACGAUAUGACGGAGCUCAUUGACGUCUGCAGUGGAGCUGUGACAGCCGACUUCCAGGUGAGGGACUCUGCUCAGUCGUUCCUGACAGUUCAUGUACCCCUGUACGUGUCAUACAUUUAUGUGACUGCGCCCAGAGGAUGGGCAUCGUUGGAACAUCACACCGAGAUGGAAUUCUCCUUCUUCUAUGACACUGUCCUCUGGAGAACCGGCAUUCAGACAGAUAGUGUGCUAUCUGCCAGGCUUCAGAUCAUAAGGAUUUAUAUUCGAGAGGAUGGGCGACUGGUUAUCGAGUUUAAAACCCACGCUAAGUUCAGAGGCCAGUUUGUCAUGGAACACCACACGCUUCCAGAUGUGAAAUCUCAUAUCAUGUCCCCAGACCACUUGGGUGGAAUCGAGUUUGACCUUCAGUCUUUGUGGAGCGCACAGACGUUUGAUUCUCCAUAUCAAUUAUGGAGAGCAACCAGCUCAUACAGCAGGAAAGACUAUUCGGGAGAAUAUACCAUCUAUCUGAUCCCUUGUACUGUGCAGCCAACACAGCCAUGGGUUGAUCCUGGGGACAAGCCUCUAGCCUGCACAGCCCAUGCUCCGGAAAGGUUCCUUAUUCCCAUUGCAUUUCAGCAGACUAAUCGGCCUGUCCCAGUUGUAUAUUCACUAAAUACAGAGUUUCAGCUUUGUAACAACGAAAAGGUCUUCUUGAUGGACCCCUCCAAGUCUGAAAUGUCACUAGCAGAGAUGGACUAUAAAGGAGCCUUCUCAAAAGGUCAAACCCUAUAUGGUAGAGUGCUGUGGAAUCCUGAUCAAAACCUCAAUUCUGCCUACAAGCUGCAGCUAGAGAAGGUCUAUCUCUGUACUGGAAAAGAUGGAUAUGUGCCUUUCUUUGACCCGACCGGAACCAUUUACAACGAAGGACCCCAAUACGGUUGUAUUCAACCGAAUAAGCACCUAAAGCACCGUUUUCUACUCUUGGACCGCCACCAGCCGGAAGUGACUGAAAAGUUCUUCCAUGAUGUCCCCUUUGAUGCUUGCUUUGUGUCAGACUCACCAGAUCUCAGUUCCAUGAACAGCAUGCCAGGGGUGGAUGGAUUUACUAUGAAAGUUGAUGCUCUGUACAAGGUUGAAACUGGACAUCAGUGGUAUCUUCAAGUAAUCUACAUUAUUGGCCCAGAAACAAUGGCAGGUCCCAGAGUACAGCGUUCACUAACCUAUCAGCUGAGCCGUGGACGUAGAGAUCUGGUAGACAAAAACGGGAGGCUCACGCUGGAUGAUUCUUUGAUAUACGACAAUGAAGGAGACCAGGUUAAGAAUGGAACCAACAUGAAGACAUUAAGUCUAGAAAUGGAGACAGCUGCAGUUUCUGCUUCUCAGACAGGGGCUUCCAUCGGAAGUGCGUUUGCAGCCAUAUUGCUUUUGGUGCUCGUUCUCCUGGCUGUUUGCCUUAUAAUGCAGAAGUGCAGGAGAAAGAAAAAGAAGAUGCCUCCUAGGGAUGUGGCAGAGGAAUAUCCACUUAACACCAAGGUGGAGGCUUCAAGGAAAAACAUAAACCUGGCAGAGAAGAAUUUCAACAGGCAGCAUUGCACUGUGCGGAACAUUAAUCUCCUCAACGACAACCAAGACGUCUAUGAAGUUAAAGGCGUCAAGGUGAAGCAGGUUAAUCUAGAAGUCAAAGUCCACAAUAAUCUACACGAUGGAACAGAAGUUUGAUUACCCAGCCGCACAUGCAGAAUAUAUAUUUUGUUUAAAAUAAAUCUGUUGUGUUUUUUUUUUUUUUUAUACAUUGUGAAAAAGAAACAAAAAAAAAAAAGAAAGAAGCACCAGUAUUUUUAUAAUCUGGCAUGAAAAAGGGAAAAGUAAGGACCGAGUGAUGGACAGAUGUGCAGUACAUAGUUCAACGCGCAACUGAGCUACCUCGAUAUACCCACGCGUGUACGAAUACAAAGGGCAAAACGUGAAUGAAUAAGCUGAUUCUUUUCCCCUUUGUCCCCCAACAAUGUGCUGCACAGGUUUGGAACACUGCCACUAAGCUCAAAUAGCAGAGAUACUAUUGUGAAAAUGCACUGAAUGUAGAUGUGAUGAACAAUCCCAUUAUAUGCACAUUAAACUGUUUUUUUAUAUAUAUAAAUAGAUUGAAAGAAAAUCAGGAUUUAUCCCUUGCAUUUAGUGUGCGUGGUAGGUCAUACGCCAUUUUUAAAAAACAUAACACUUGUGCUAGUGGUUUCUGUAGAAUAAAUGAUUUGCGAUCCACAACACUGACAAGCUAACAUACAAUUGGCAAAGAUAUGGAGGUUUAAAUUAUUCAACAUUAUAUAUUUUUUCACGUUCAUAUCUGAAAUGUCACUCCAAGGGUUUCUUAAUAUGUGUGUGGGGGGUUAAUAUCACAUACCAGUUAUGUUUUUGGUCCUGAAAUAUUGUUUUCUGGAAGUAUCGGGUAGAAAGAA